UGCGUGCGUGUUUGCGUGUGGUCACAGUUCCCGCCAUCAGCCGCUCUCCCUGACUGGGGGAGUGAGCGGCCCCUCUCAGUGCCCGGUGUCCCUUCCUUGUUGACCCCCAGCUCCUCCCCCUUCACGCGGACUCCGAGCUUCCGGCAGGCCUGUCCAAAGCUCCGACUCGCAGGCACAGCUGAGUUGAUGGCACCUGGAGAACUGGCAUAGCUGCAGAAUAUGAGUAGUUCCCCAAGAAGAGUGCAUUGCCUUUGGCACAAGGAUCAGAAUAAAGGUGAAUUGUUAUUACGUAGGGUUUUUCAGUAAAAGUCUCUGAAAAAAUCUGUCAGGUGAAGGUGUAUUUUUUCUUUUUAAUUUGGCUAGAAGCAAUUUAUUUUUAAAGAAAAUAUGUCUCCUCUGAAGAUACAUGGUCCUAUCAGAAUUCGAAGUAUGCAGACUGGGAUUACAAAAUGGAAAGAAGGAUCCUUUGAAGUUGUGGAAAAAGAAAAUAAAGUCAGCCUAGUAGUUCACUACAAUACUGGAGGGAUUCCAAGGAUAUUUCAGCUAAGUCAUAACAUUAAAAACGUGGUGCUUCGACCCAGUGGAGCAAAGCAAAGCCGCCUAAUGUUAACUCUACAAGAUAACAGCUUCUUGUCUAUUGAUAAAGUACCAAGUAAGGAUGCAGAGGAAAUGAGGUUGUUUCUAGAUGCAGUCCAUCAAAACAGACUUAAUGCAGCCAUGAAACCUUCUCAGGGUUCUAGUAAUUUUGGAGCUAUUCUGGGCAGUAGGACCUCACAGAAGGAAACCAACAGGCAGCUUUCUUACUCAGACAAUCAGGUCUCUUCAAAAAGAGGAAGUUUGGAAACUAAAGAUGAUACUCCAUUUCGAAAAGUUCUUGGUAAUCCAACUAGAGGAUCAAUUAAGGCUGCAGCAGGAAAUGGAGUAACUCCUACCCGGACAAUUCCCUCUUUGACAUCUACAUCCACUCCUCUUAGAUCAGGGUUAUUAGAAAAUAGGACUGAAAAGAGAAAAAGAAUGCUGUCAUCUGGCUCAGAGUUGAAUGAAGAUUACCCUAAGGAAAAUGAUUCUUCAUCGAACAACAAGGCUAUGACAGAUCCCUCAAGAAAGUAUUUAACCAGCAGUAGAGAGAAGCAACUGAGUUUGAAACAGUCAGAAGAGAAUAGGACAUCAGGGCUUCUACCUUUGCAGUCGUCAUCUUUUUAUGGUAGCAGAUCUGCAGCCAAGGACUAUUCUCCUGGCAGCACUAACCUAGACAGGACUAAUAUUUCAAGCCAAACUCCGUCUGCCAAAAGAAGUUUGGGAUUUCUUCCUCAGCCAGCUCCUCUUUCUGUUAAAAAACUGAGGUGUAACCAGGAUUACACUGGCUGGAACAAGCCAAGAGUGCCCCUUUCCUCUUACCAACAGCAGCAACUGCAAGGCUUCUCCAAUUUGGGAAAUACCUGCUAUAUGAAUGCUAUUUUACAAUCUCUAUUUUCACUCCAAUCAUUUGCAAAUGACUUGCUCAAGCAAGGUAUCCCAUGGAAGAAAAUUCCACUCAAUGCACUUAUCAGACGCUUUGCACACUUGCUUGUUAAAAAAGAUAUCUGUAAUUCAGAGACCAAAAAAGACUUGCUCAAGAAGGUUAAAAAUGCCAUUUCAGCUACAGCAGAGAGAUUCUCUGGUUAUAUGCAAAAUGAUGCUCAUGAAUUUUUAAGUCAGUGCUUAGACCAGCUGAAAGAAGAUAUGGAAAAAUUAAAUAAAACUUGGAAGACUGAACCUGUUCCUGGAGAAGAAAGUUCACCAGAUAUUUCAGCUACUAAAGUAUACACUUGCCCUGUUAUUACUAAUUUGGAGUUUGAAGUUCAGCACUCCAUCAUCUGUAAAGCAUGUGGCGAGAUUAUUCCCAAAAGAGAACAGUUUAAUGACCUCUCCAUUGAUCUUCCUCGAAGGAAAAAGCCACUCCCUCCUCGUUCAAUUCAAGAUUCCCUUGAUCUUUUCUUUAGAGCAGAAGAACUUGAGUAUUCCUGUGAGAAAUGUGGUGGGAAGUGUGCUCUUGUCAGGCACAAAUUUAACAGGCUACCCAGAAUCCUCAUUCUUCAUUUGAAACGAUAUAGCUUCAAUGUUGCUCUCUCACUUAACAACAAGAUUGGGCAGCAAGUCAUCAUUCCAAGAUACCUGACCCUCUCAUCUCAUUGCACUGAAAAUACGAAACCACCCUUUAACCUUGGUUGGAGUGCACAGAUGGCAGUUUCUAGACCAUUGAAAGCCUCUCAAAUGGUGAAUUCCUGCAUCACCAGCCCUUCUACACCUUCAAAGAAUUUCACCUUCAAAUCCAAGACCUCCUUAGCUUUAUGCCUUGAUUCAGACAGUGAAGAUGAGCUUAAACGCUCUGUGGCCCUUAGCCAGAGACUUUGUGAAAUGUCAGGCAGUGAACAGCAGCAGGAGGACCUGGAAAAAGAUUCAAAAUCAUGCAGAAUGGAACCUGAGAAGUCUGAAUUGGAACACUCAGGAUUUGACGGAAUGAGUGAAGAGGAGCUUCUAGCAGCUGUUUUAGAGAUAAGUAAGAGAGAAGCUUCACCAUCUCUCAGUCAUGAAGAUGAUGAUAAACCAACCAGCAGCCCUGAUACCGGAUUUGCAGAAGAUGAUAUUCAAGAAAUGCCUGAAAAUCCAGACUCUGUGGAAACUGAGAAGCCGAAGACAAUCACAGAGCCUGAUCCUGCCAGUUUUACCGAGAUAACUAAAGACUGUGAUGAAAAUAAAGAGAACAAAACUCCGGAAGGAUCUCAAGGAGAGGUUGAUUGGCUCCAGCAGUAUGAUAUGGAGCGUGAGAGGGAGGAACAGGAGCUUCAGCAGGCAUUGGCUCAGAGCCUCCAGGAGCAAGAGGCUUGGGAACAGAAAGAAGAUGAUGACCUCAAAAGAGCUACGGAGUUAAGUCUUCAAGAGUUUAACAGCUCUUUUCUGGAUUCAUUGGGCUCUGAUGAGGACUCUGGAAAUGAAGAUGUUUUAGAUAUGGAGUACACAGAAGCUGAAACUGAGGAACUAAAAAGAAAUGCUGAGACAGGAAAUCUUCCUCAUUCCUAUCGGCUCAUCAGUGUUGUCAGUCACAUUGGUAGCACGUCUUCUUCAGGUCACUACAUUAGUGAUGUGUAUGACAUUAAGAAGCAAGCAUGGUUUACAUAUAAUGACCUAGAGGUAUCUAAAAUCCAAGAGGCUUCUGUGCAGAGCGAUCGAGAUCGGAGUGGCUACAUCUUCUUUUAUAUGCACAAGGAGAUAUUUGAUGAGCUGCUGGAAACAGAAAAGAACUCUCAGGCACUUAACCUGGAAGUGGGGAAGACCACUCGUCAGGUUUCAUGAGGAACAAACCCCUGGGUUGGCAGUGUGCACUGCGUAUUCUCUCUUACUGCCACCCACUUCUCUUUCCUCUGCCUGAGAAGAAUUUGGAACUCUACUUGAUGCGGGAGCAACAAACAGCUCAGGGCCAAACCAAAAGACGAAAACUGCAAUUAUGCGGAACGCUCCAUAUUAAUUGUUUUAUGGAAACUGGUCUCACAUCUGUAGCUGAUUAUCUGUUUUUUCCUCCUACAAGAGUGGCACUUCCUUUUGUCUUAGGAAUACAUGUUGUAAAUAUAUAUAUAUAUGUACAUACACACACAUAUUUGUGGAAUGAAUGGAGCCUUAAAGAAUUAGAAUAGGCCACCAGAGUAUGCCUGCCCAAAAUUAAUAGCACAGCAGUUUGGAAAAGAAAAGUUGUCAAGAGUCCAUUCACCUGAGAAAUGUAUGAAGAUAUACAUAUCAUUUGGCAUUUAGCUUUUACGUUCCUUGAGUAAUUUCACUCAAGUCUGUAAUCUUUCAUGUGUGUUUCUUUUUAGUAAAAUUCACUGGAAAGCCAGCUCUCCAUGUUACACUAAUGACAGUUUGUCCUCCUGGCAAAGGAGGGGCAUUUCUGCCAUCUGACUUGAGGAGCUUUUAUUAAAAAAAAAAUAUUUCAUGGAUUUGUAAUGCUUUUGCUGUUUACAUGCAGUCCCAAGAAAUGGAUUUUUGGUGCUUUGGAAUGUGCUGUGUUGCCACAUUUGAUAUUCAUUGUACACUUUGUGUUUUCUUUCAAAAGAAUCCUUCACACAGUAUGUUCAUUGUAUAUCAUUUAUAUUAUUGUGCUGAAGAUAGAAUCUUUUGUUUUUCUUCUGUGUCAUUAUUCCAUGGAGCAAGCAUUACCCUAACAGACUGAAGCAAAAACUUUAAGAGGUAGGAAAGUGAUGUCCCAAUUGGGACUCCCCAACAAGAAUACCUAAGGAAUAUGAAAAAUACUAGCAUCUCUGUCUCCCAGACAGAGAGAGGUCAGGAGGAGUAUUCUUGUGUUCAAGCUGAAACUCGACCACUAAAGCUGAAAGCCCUGCUGCAAAGGUGAAAUUAAGCAUGUGAGCUGUGGGAAAAGCUUAACCAUUAAUCAUUUGCCUUGCUAUUCAAACAGGGUGAGAAUUAAAAUGUGACAGGUUUAGGUGAUUCCAAAAACUAACAAAUAACAAAGGUGCAUAAUAAAUUUAUUACUUUCUAGGUGCUUUGAGUUGAGGUCAAAUGGGGGUUCAACAUUUAAGUGAGUUAUAUCACUCAGCUGACAUACCUUGCUUCGUUAAGCAGCUUGUGAAACCAUAUAAAGAAUGAGUUUGAGAGUAGAUUUCUCUGUUCCUAAAAUAAUUUUGUGAGCCCAGGAAUCAUUAGGAUCACACAGAGUUAAAUAUAGCAAAAUGAAACCUUCAACAUUUUCUUUUCAUUUUUAAGUCCAUCAUCACAGAAGAUGUAACAUCUUUUCUAGAAGAUUGCCUUAAGAGAGCUCCAGCCCUACUCUUGAAACUUGGAUAUGUUCUAACAUAGUAACCUGUUCUGAAAUACUGAAUCUUUCUAUUGUAAGUGGCCCCAGCACUUUUGCUUAACUACUGAUGAAAGCUUUGUCUCCUACCUUGUUUUACCUACCUGUUAAUGUAGUGAAUGUUCCAGAAUGGUGUGGCGGUAGGAUAUGUAGGAACAGUAUAGAGCAGGGGAAAAUACUUGUUUAAAAAACUAGCUUUUAAAAUUUUGUUUCCACUAGGGAGCCUUUUUUUUCCCCUUGGGAAAAAAAAACUAUUUUCUCAUGUAUGAGUGAAGUGGUAAUCAAAUUCUUUAGCUAUUUAUUACUUCUCUGUGUCUAUACUUGAGAGCUUUGAGUGAGGUGCUUUUAAAAAUGAUUGGGAAUGAUUUGACGUGAGUGGGUGCAUUUAGGGCAUUUAAACAAAUAGAAGUGAUGCCGUAAGCCCGGGUUGCCCGUGAAGUACCCUUGUUUGACUUGCUUUUUGUAGCUUGUGUGUAUAGUUUUGAAGUGCACUUGGCUCAAACUUAAUUUGAUUUGCUCUUCAUGUUUCGGGCAGGACUUACUAGAUCAAAAUAGGAGAUGCGUUAUCUCACUGCUCAUAUACUUGCAUGUUUGGGACUUGAAGUUUCCUUGAUAUGUCUGUUGUUUUGGCCUGGUCAGCCUUCCUUUCUCCCUUCACUCCUUCAGCUAUUACUGUUUUCACUACUAAGUUAAUUUCUCAUUUUGGUUCAGUGAAGGGUUAAUGACUACAGAUGGAAAGCUCAGCCAAACCAUAUUGAUGGGGUUUGUUUUUUGUUUUUUUGAGCUGACUGUGUUUAUCUUAAAAUUACCAGUAGAUUAUAUUCUUUGUGCAGUUUGCUCAGAA
Dama dama (fallow deer) is the source of this 5687-nucleotide messenger RNA. It is a transcript of the gene USP37, whose product is annotated as ubiquitin specific peptidase 37. Bases 388 to 3333 code for a protein of 981 amino acids. Gene Ontology annotation, biological process: protein deubiquitination. The record is from RefSeq and is a predicted model, not a curated record. The transcript is spliced from 25 exons. Lineage: Eukaryota; Metazoa; Chordata; Mammalia; Artiodactyla; Cervidae. Gene Ontology annotation, molecular function: cysteine-type deubiquitinase activity.